AUGGCUUCAUUUGCUCUCAAGUUCAUUUUUUGUUUCCUCGUUGCUAUUUUUUGCUUCAUUGAUAAUAAUGUUGAAGGUAGAGAAGGUAAGCUCUUCUUUAGUAAGUUCACUCACAUAGAUCGUUCUAACAAAGAGGUACCUCUAGCUCCAGCUCCGGCCACAUCCCCGGGCCAAGCCCAAGCCAAUGGAAGACUCGGAGACGGGCCUUUUGGGCCAGGUUCCGGUAUGGUUCCUCAAACCAAAGAGUCAUGGCCGGUUUCAUCUACAACCACUGACGAAGAAUUCGAGAAAUUGAUGGCUACAUUUGACGAAGUAAAAGACAACCAGUUACCGGAAGCGUUCGAGGAGGAAGAAGAUUCCGAAGAUUCGGAAGAUCUCAAUGAGCAAAAGGAUAAGUAUAACAACAACAACAAUAAUGGAUACACUUACACUACUAAUAACAAUGAUCAUAGGAGAGUUUAUGGUAAUGAAGAAAAGAAACAAGGGAUGAGCGAUACAAGGUUUAUGGAGAACGGUAAGUACUUCUACGACACGAGAGGUAAGAAUACCGAAUAUACCCCUAGCCGCAGGUAUGAAACCGCUCGAGGAAAUGAUCAUCCCAACGAGUUUGAAACUAUGGACGCAUACUACAAGAGCUUGGAGGGUAGUCAAGAGGAGUAUGAGCCAUAA
This is a messenger RNA of Arabis nemorensis, 669 nucleotides long. Lineage: Eukaryota; Viridiplantae; Streptophyta; Magnoliopsida; Brassicales; Brassicaceae. The record is from the annotation of a GenBank genome assembly.